AUGAGUGAAUGUUUAAAAUGUGUAACACCAGAUGAAGAUUGCUUGAAAUACGCAAUUAUUUCACACAACAUUGAUUUUGUUACAUUCUUGAUGAAUGAAUUUGAUAUGAAGAUCGAUCUAUCUUAUUGUGUCUUAUAUAAUAAUCUUGAAUAA
Trichomonas vaginalis G3 is the source of this 153-nucleotide messenger RNA. Its product is annotated as spectrin binding. Bases 1 to 153 code for a protein of 50 amino acids. NCBI's taxonomy places the organism in Eukaryota, Parabasalia, Trichomonadida, Trichomonadidae. The record is from RefSeq and is a predicted model, not a curated record. The transcript has a single exon.